AUGUCCUCUCCCACCUCCGACGCCAAGGACCCGCCCGAUCUCGCGCCACCCCUAUCUCGAAGCGUAACCCCCACGCCUGCCUUCUACUCGCUCACACCUAUAAUCUCCCGUAUUUCUGGCCGGACACACCACCACUCCUCCGAACGUGUGAAUGAUGGGUUCGACAAUUACCCGCCGCCGCUCCCUUCGGAUCCGGUACAGCUGCAGAGGGUCCUGACGGAUCGGCCGGACGUGGAGCGGCAGUUGAGCGGGGUGGGGCCGCCGCCUGAUGGAGGGUUUGAAGCAUGGGCGGUGGUGGCUUCGACGGUAUUUGUUCUUUUCUGUGUGCAUGGACUGGUGACGAGCUUUGGUGUCUUCCAGGCCAAAUACCUCUCGGAUCAGUUAUCGGCCUACACCCGAUCUCAAGUAGCGUGGAUCGCCUCGGUCCAGCUCACCCUCACAUUUGCCGGCUCCCUCCUUGCCGGCCGAUACUUUGACGCAAACGGGUGUCGCCUACUCGUCAUCCUCGGCUACUUUCUCUCUAUCGGCGCGCUCAUCGGCCUAGCCUUCUCGACGAAAUACUAUCAAUUUAUGCUCGCCCAUGCGUGCUUUGGGAUAUCCGGAUCCGUUCUCUACACCCCAGCGACGGCGGUGGUGGGGCACUGGUUUCUCAAGAAGAGGGGCACGGCGACUGGGAUCGUCAGUACGGGCGUCGGACUGGGCGGUGUGAUCUACCCGAUCAUGCUGAAUCGGCUCUUUGAUACUUGGACGUUCAGAAAUACCAUCCUGGUCUUGGCAGGAAUGAACGCGGUGCUCAUGCUCCCAUCAUGGUUCUUCCUCAAUGCGAGACUACCGAACAGGACGCCUCCACCGCUCAGGCAGCUCAAGGCGCCAUUCAAGGAGGUCAGGUAUACCAUGCUCCUCCUUGGUUCCGUCAUGGUCAUGAUGAGCUGGUUCGUCCCAUACUUUAACGCCCCCCUCCUCGCAUCCUCCAACAACCUCUCUCCAAGUCUCCAAUCAUACGCCGUGACGAUCCUCCAAGCCGGCUCAAUGACCGGUCGCGCGGGCUGCGGGUUCCUCUCGGACCGCCUGGGCGUCUAUCGCGUCUUUGUCACCUCGGCCAUCUGCUGCGGCAUUACCGUUCUCGCCUUCUGGACGGGAUGGCCCAUGCCUACGCCGGUGGUGGUGGUCGGACUGUUCAUCUAUGGGCUGGUCAGCGGUCCCUGGAUCGCGCUGGUCCCGACGGCGUGUGCGGCGAUCUCGCCAGUGAAGGAAUUGGGGAUGCGGGUGGGGAUGAUUUGGACAUUGUCGGGGUUUACGUUGCUCGCUGGGCCCGUAGCUGGUGGUCAACUGGUCCAAAUGAACAGCGGUCGCUUCACUUACGCCGGCAUCUUCUGCGCAAUCGCCUUCUUCCUUGGCGCGCUGCUCAUCGUCUCACCGCAGAUAGUGGAUCGGCUGAGAGACAGGAGGGAGAAUAUAGAGGCCAAAAGAUUGUCGACGGCGGCGCCAAGUGAGAGGUCGUCGGUGGAAUCGGCGACGCGGGUGUAG
Messenger RNA from Dioszegia hungarica, 1527 nucleotides. Its product is annotated as putative transporter. The record is from RefSeq and is a predicted model, not a curated record. Gene Ontology annotation, cellular component: fungal-type vacuole membrane. Bases 1 to 1527 code for a protein of 508 amino acids. NCBI's taxonomy places the organism in Eukaryota, Fungi, Basidiomycota, Tremellomycetes, Tremellales, Bulleribasidiaceae. Gene Ontology annotation, biological process: transmembrane transport. Gene Ontology annotation, molecular function: transmembrane transporter activity. The transcript is spliced from 6 exons.